Molecule: messenger RNA, 239 nt
Organism: Medioppia subpectinata
Lineage: Eukaryota; Metazoa; Arthropoda; Arachnida; Sarcoptiformes; Oppiidae
Source: the annotation of a GenBank genome assembly
UCCUCACAAUGAGUUCUAGAAAUCAUUUCAAUAAUAAUUAUAACAAUAAUGAAGAGAAUACUGUGAAACUGAGGCGAACUAAUUCAGUGACCAGACUCUCGGAGAUCAAGGACUCCGAACGCAAGGCCAGAAAACAACAGGCAGACCAACCAGUUCACGAGCCGAAGGACUCGCUGUUCAGUUCGUCCAGCGGUUACACCAACUAUAGAGGACUUCUCAAUCUCUGCAUUAUAUUACUC